Molecule: messenger RNA, 1321 nt
Organism: Oncorhynchus tshawytscha (Chinook salmon)
Lineage: Eukaryota; Metazoa; Chordata; Actinopteri; Salmoniformes; Salmonidae
Product: ubiquitin carboxyl-terminal hydrolase 12
Exons: 10
Coding region: 132-1286 (384 amino acids)
Biological process (GO): protein deubiquitination
Cellular component (GO): nucleus; cytosol
Molecular function (GO): cysteine-type endopeptidase activity; cysteine-type deubiquitinase activity
Source: RefSeq, a predicted model, not a curated record
GCACCAACCAGCCGGCGACACUCCCUCAUCCUCAAACUGGACGGUGCAAGGUCUCCCCGGAACUCCCACAGCCGUAGCGGCUGUCAACGUUUUAACAUUGGGUUUCGGUCCAAUAAUAUGGAAAAAGACGGAUGGAAAUACUGAUGACAGUCCGAAAGAUCGCCUCGAUUUGUACGAUGGGCGCCAAUGCCUCUGCUUUGGAGAAGGAGAUUGGACCAGAACAGUUUCCCGUUAAUGAACACUACUUUGGAUUGGUCAACUUUGGGAACACCUGCUACUGUAACUCGGUGCUGCAGGCCCUCUACUUCUGCCGUCCGUUCAGGGAGAAGGUCUUGGCCUACAAGGUCCAGCCCAGACGUAAAGAGUCACUGCUCACCUGUCUUUCUGACCUCUUCAACAGCAUCGCCACACAGAAGAAGAAGGUGGGAGUCAUCCCUCCCAAGAAGUUCAUCUCACGUCUGAGGAAAGAAAAUGAGCUGUUUGACAACUACAUGCAACAGGAUGCCCACGAGUUCCUCAACUACCUCCUCAACACUAUCGCUGACCUGCUGCAGGAGGAGGAGAAGAGCCAGGAGAGACAGCAGAAUGGAAAACUGUUACAGAACGGAGGAGGAGGAGGAGUUGGGGGCAGCAGCGGGACGGGAGGAGGACAGGGUGAGGAGGGGGAGAAGACACAGCAGACCUGGGUCCACGAGAUCUUCCAGGGAACCCUAACAAACGAGACGCGCUGCCUCAACUGUGAAGCUGUGAGCAGUAAAGACGAAGACUUCCUGGACCUGUCUGUAGAUGUUGAGCAGAACACCUCCAUCACACACUGUCUCAGGGGUUUCAGCAACACAGAGACACUAUGUAGUGAAUACAAGUACUACUGUGAACAGUGUCGGAGUAAACAGGAAGCACAGAAAAGGAUGCGUGUGAAGAAGCUGCCUAUGAUCCUGGCCUUACAUCUGAAGAGGUUUAAAUACAUGGACCAGCUGCAGCGCUACACCAAGCUGUCCUAUCGCGUCGUCUUCCCUCUGGAGCUCCGCCUCUUCAACACCUCAGGAGACGCCACCAACCCCGACCGCAUGUACGAUCUGGUCGCCGUGGUCGUCCACUGUGGAAGUGGUCCAAACCGUGGUCAUUACAUCACCAUAGUGAAGAGUCAUGGGUUCUGGCUCCUGUUUGAUGAUGACAUCGUAGAGAAAAUCGACGCCCAGGCGAUUGAGGAGUUCUACGGUCUAACGUCGGACAUUUCCAAGAACUCUGAGUCCGGUUACAUCCUGUUCUACCAGUCCCGGGACUGAACCAGCCAAUGGGAUUUGGACUCAGCAUAGGGAGG